CCCACUUGGAGCUUAUCACGACAGAAAAAUCAUUUCAUGUUUAUAAUCCAGAAAAUUGUUUGUCUUCAAUUCCUCGUUCCUGUUCUGUUCUUUUUUUCUUCUGUGCUUCGCUGAAGAAAAAAGAAAAAAACAACGGAACACUUUCGCUUGUACUGCUCGUUAGCUUGCUGGAGUUCAAAAAUCAUCAACAAUGGGUCGUUCUCGUGGAAAUUUUCACUCCGCUGAUGAGGACCCCCAUCAAAGGUCAAGGAGAAAGAAACACUCAUCAAGCGGGGAAAAUUCAGAAUCUGCCUCUGCAGGUCAAGGAACGAGUGAAGGGAAGGCUUUAUACCAUUGUAAUUACUGCGACAAGGACAUUACGGGGAAAAUCCGAAUCAAGUGUUUCGUGUGCCCUGAUUUUGACCUAUGCAUAGAGUGUUUUUCUAUGGGAGCUGAAGUGACACCUCAUAAAAGCAAUCACCCUUACAGGGUUAUGGAUAAUUUAUCUUUCCCUCUUAUCUGCCCUGACUGGAAUGCAGAUGAUGAGAUACUGCUUCUUGAGGGAAUCGAAAUGUAUGGCUUGGGAAACUCGGCUGAAGUUGCUGAGCACGUGGGGACAAAGAGUAAAGAGCAAUGCAUCAAUCACUAUACGAAUGUAUACAUGAACUCCCCAUUCUUUCCUCUUCCGGACAUGUCUCAUGUUGGGAAAAAUAGAAAGGAGCUUCUUGCUAAGGCUAAGGGACAAAGUGAGGACAAGAAAGGGUUUCCUACUAUUUCGGAGCUUAAUUUGAAAGAAGAAUCUCCCUUUUCUUCUGCAAGAAUCAAAGUUGAAGAUUCACAUAAAGGUGGCUCAAGCCGUUUACUAUCUGGCUUUAACGCUGAUACAGAAUCUGGGUCUCGUUCCAGCGGCGCAAAUGCUUCAGCAGCUGCUCCUAACAAGAAGCCAUCCAAGGGGACCCAAGUCAAAGAUGCCCCUAGCAUUGUAAAAGUUGAAGAUCCUCCAGCGGACAGGGGUAUGGGAAAGAAACCGGUUUCGGUUAAUGAGGGUCCUUUGGUUGAGUUGAGUGGUUAUAACCCCAAAAGGCAGGAAUUUGAUCCCGAAUAUGAUAAUGAUGCUGAGCAGUUACUGGCUGACAUGGAAUUUAAGGAUGCCGACACUGAGGAAGAGCGUGAGCUGAAGUUGAGAGUGCUGCGUAUCUACUCGAAGAGGCUUGAUGAGAGGAAGCGUAGGAAGGAUUUAAUAUUAGAAAGAAAUUUGUUAUAUCCAAAGCCUUUUGAGAAGGACUUAUCUCCUGAAGAGAGGGCGAUAUGCCGACGUUAUGACAUCUUCAUGCGUUUCCAUUCAAAGGAAGAACAUGAAGAGUUGCUUCAGACCGUCAUUUCAGAGCAUCGGACAAAGAAAAGAAUUCAGGAACUCAAGGAGGCCCGAGCUGCUGGUUGUCGUACAUCAGUUGAGGCAGAUACAUAUCUUGAACAGAAAAGGAAAAGGGAAGCUGAAGAAAAUGCUUGUAGGGUAAAGGAAAGCCCUCGUGUUGGUACAAGCAGUCAAGGUGGUCCCAAUGCGUUCAUGGCCUCUGAUUCCAAGGACACAAAUUCAAGACCAACCGGACAGGCCGCUUCGAGCUCCGUCGUUGAUAUGGAUAUAAUGGGCUUCAAUGGUGCAGAUCUACUGUCUGAAGCUGAGAAACGGCUAUGCGGCGAGAUGAGGUUAGCUCCACCGAUUUAUCUUAAGAUGAUAGAGAUUAUGUCAAUACAAAUCUUCAGCGGCAACAUGACUAAAAAAUCCGAUGCACAUCAUCUAUUCAAGAUAGAGCCAAGUAAAAUCGACAGGGUCUAUGAUAUGCUCGUGAAAAAGGGGAUUGCUCAGCCAUGAAAGAUGAAACCAUCUUAGCCCAGCCAUUAAGCUUAAGCCAUCUCAUCAUUCUUAAUGCUUAUCGUUUGUAAAUUAUCAUCAUUUUUAUUCAUUUUGUUAGAGAGAAUUUGAAAAAAAAAAAAAAAUGAAAAGCAUUCUCAUUUACAUUUUUGACGUCUUCCGAGUUAUAAGUAUCUAAU
Molecule: messenger RNA, 2031 nt
Organism: Morus notabilis
Lineage: Eukaryota; Viridiplantae; Streptophyta; Magnoliopsida; Rosales; Moraceae
Product: transcriptional adapter ADA2b
Exons: 13
Coding region: 191-1852 (553 amino acids)
Biological process (GO): chromatin remodeling; regulation of transcription by RNA polymerase II
Cellular component (GO): nucleus
Molecular function (GO): protein binding; chromatin binding; zinc ion binding
Source: RefSeq, a predicted model, not a curated record